This is a messenger RNA of Pelmatolapia mariae (spotted tilapia), 1549 nucleotides long. RefSeq names its product replication factor C (activator 1) 3 (gene rfc3). The record is from RefSeq and is a predicted model, not a curated record. Gene Ontology annotation, cellular component: nucleus; DNA replication factor C complex. Gene Ontology annotation, biological process: DNA repair; DNA-templated DNA replication. Lineage: Eukaryota; Metazoa; Chordata; Actinopteri; Cichliformes; Cichlidae. The coding region runs from base 116 to 1186 and encodes 356 amino acids. Gene Ontology annotation, molecular function: DNA clamp loader activity; DNA binding; ATP hydrolysis activity. The transcript has 9 exons.
AGGAACCAGUCGCGCGGGUUGCUGUGUGAAUAACAUUUCGCGGGAGAUUAGCAAGUGGAAAGUGUGUCUGCUGUCAACACGGACAACUGUAACGUUUUACUGAAUCCAUAGCAGAAUGAGUUUGUGGGUGGAUAAAUAUCGUCCGUCGUCCCUCGGGAAACUGGACUUUCACAAAGAGCAGGCGGCUCAGCUCAAAAACCUGGUUCAGUGUGGUGACUUCCCACACUUGUUGGUGUACGGUCCAUCAGGUGCAGGCAAGAAGACCCGCAUCAUGUGUCUGCUGAGGGAGCUCUAUGGUCCUGGGGUGGAAAAGCUUCGCAUUGAGCACCAGACCAUUGUGGCUCCCUCAAAGAAGAAAAUUGAGAUUAACACCAUAGCCAGCAACUAUCACUUGGAAGUAAAUCCAAGUGAUGCAGGGAACCAGGACCGUGUGGUGAUUCAAGAGCUGAUCAAAACUGUGGCACAGUCUCAGCAAAUCCAGUCGAGCACACAGAGAGACUUCAAAGUGGUGUUGCUAACAGAGGUGGACAGACUGACGAAGGAUGCCCAGCACGCUUUGCGUCGGACGAUGGAAAAGUACAUGGCCACCUGCAGACUCAUCCUCUGCUCCACCUCUACUUCCAAAGUCAUCGGGCCAAUUAGGAGCCGCUGUCUGGCGAUUAGAGUUCCUCUGCCGAGCACAGAAGAGGUUUGUAGUGUUCUUACGUCUGUCUGUAAAAAGGAGGGUCUCGUCCUCCCACCUGAGCUGGCCAAGCAAAUCAGCGAAAAAUCUGGUCGCAACCUCCGUAAAGCGCUUUUGAUGUGCGAGGCCUGCCGAGUGCAGCAGUAUCCAUUCUCAGUGGACCAAGACGUCCCGGAGACAGACUGGGAGGUUUAUCUUAGAGAAACGGCUAAUGCCAUCGUCAGCCAGCAGAGUCCUCAAAGGUUGUUGGAGGUCCGAGCCAGACUGUAUGAGCUCCUGACCCACUGCAUCCCUCCUGAGAUUAUCAUGAAGUGUCUGGUGAAGGAGUUGCUUAAUAACUGUGAUGGGCAGCUGAAGACGGAGGUGGCUCACAUUGCAGCCUACUAUGAGCACAGACUACAGCUGGGAAGCAAAGCCAUCUACCACCUGGAGGCGUUCACUGCCAAGUUCAUGGCCAUCUACAAGAAGUUCAUGGAAGAUGGUCUGGAUGCGAUGAUGUUUUGACUUUAAAUGGACUUUAAAUAGACCGAUAUUUUUCUGGUCAGGAGUUUAACAGCUGCGUUUUUGUUUUGUUUUUUUCACAAUACUUUUCUUUGUUGCCUCCACACAACUUUCACUAGACUUGAGACAGGCUUCUGUUCUUUUUAGGUAUUGUGGUGACGCUGACACAGUUUACCCCACAAUAAGUCUUACAGUUUCUGGCUUUAUGUGUAGUUGCCCAAAACCCUCAGCACUAAACGCUGUUAGUAAACUUUGAUCUGUUUGUGUAGUCGUGUAAACUACUAAUAGGGGUGAUGUGAUGACCACCCCGGGAGGGGAAAAAAAUUCACAUUGUAGUGAACAAAACAAUAAAUUGCUUUGAUUACA